ACAGAUGUAAACAAGAAUUUGAUUUGAAUUAUAUACGUUGUAACGUAAACUGUGUAUUGUCGCUAGAAGUGCGGUGCCUCGAGACCUUGCUGACUCGUUUUAUCGCAGCGGGAAGAUGCAAACGCAGACGUGAAAAUCUUUUUAAUUGUUGUGACGAGAGUGUAAACACACGCGCGCGUUUGGCGUAAUAAGUGACGCGCAUUUGUAUAUUGUAACCUAAGACCUAAGACACUCGGUAUUAAUAAUAAGCAACAUUCGAGCGAUUGUAAAUAUUAAAGCAAACGAAUAUACGCUCCGUUCGAUCGUCGCGUUCGUUGUACGCGUCGAGAAUUUAAUAUAAACGUUCGCGAGAAGCGUGAGCGACUGAAGUGAUUCGGCGAGCAAAGAUAUAAGAGAAUGUUUCACAGACAUUUAGUAUGGAAUACGAUUCGGAAUCGAGCUGCGAAGAUCGCGACUUGAGAGAUUUCGACAAGUCGAACGAGCCAGCGCGUUCGUUGACAGAAGCGCCCGAAAAAUGCACUCAACAACACAAUCACCACCACCACACCUCGUGCCAUUCCUCGCUCACCAUCGCGGAACAACCGUCGAGAUUCGCGUCGAAUGCAGCGAAAAAGAAUCUGUCUGCUCAGGUGAUGGAAUAUUAUCACAAGUAUUCCCGAGAUUCUAAUCUGGAUCAAUAUUUUUCGCUACCCGUGUCGAACACUCCCCAAGAAGCUGUUAAGUACUAUUACAGUGUGUACGAACUGAGUGCUCAGGUUGGUGGUUCGUCAAGCAGACAAGAUUGCAUAGGAGAGGAAUACAAUUUGAAGUCUUACGUACCAAGAGAGAGACGUAGAUGGGUAAGACCUCCUUUGAUCGGACAAUCUUCGAGUACGGAUGUUUCGUCUAGAUACGUGCAAACACUGACAGAUCUCCAAACGCCAUCGCCUGAUUCCAAGCAAACUACACCGGAAACGAUAAACGAAGACAAAAGCAGCAGUCAAGAAAAAUUUUUAGAAACAAGCGACAGAAAGAUAUCUUCUCCAACUUCCAGCGUAGCGUCGUACAAGCCAUUGGAAUGGGACAGCGGCGCAGAUGUUGGUUACUGUAAUUUGUUAGCUAAUAGCAAGCAGGAUGAAAAAAAAUUAAGUACCAUAGAACGCAUGGCUCUUGCGCGAGGAUGUUCCGCUGCUUUGCGAUUAGAUCCAGAAGGUACAACUGAAUCUGGAAUACAGUCUGGAAAAAAUACGGCAACUCAGAGUGGUCCGAGGUCAUCGGCAGCUCCCAAUGCUAAUUCCACGCCUUUGGUUGGAAAUGUUCUUUCUGGAUCGGAGAGUGAAAUAGAAAUAACACCUAUUGUGAAAAACCAUUUGCCAGGUAUCAUCACAGGAGAUAACAUAAAAUCGCAAGAAAGAUAUGCGUUGAACGAGCCCGCACAACCAAAAGCUAUUGUAAAACCAACGAAGCAUGAGAUACAAAAUUUUGAUACAUCUACAUUUUCAAAUCCGUUCAAAGUACCGUUGCUGAAGGACACAACGUUAGAGAGAAGAAUCUUGAGCAAGGAGAAAGAAAUUACACAGUUACCGCUUUCGCCAUUGAAAAAAAGCAUCUCGAUGAAUGUGAUUCCCCCUUUGUCGUCGAAAUCAUUCUUAAAAAGAAGUCAGAGCGAAUUAAACUUGCACGCUAAAGAGAAAAAAACCGUAUUGCCUUUAAUCUUCAACUCUACAUCUUCUAUCACGACUGUGGUGAAUAAACCUGCCACUUGCGACAAAGUAAUACAGACGAGUCUUGAAGUGUGCUCUCAGGAAUCUGUGGGUGUUCAAGUUUCGGAUCUUGAAGAGAACAAAUUGCCGAUAGCGGACGGAGAGUCCACCGUGCAAACGGUACAUUCUAUCCUAAAAAAGUCCAAAGGUACGUACAAAGUUAAACAUCCGAAGAAAAGCGAUUCCGCGCAUUCAACGGUUAACGUCGACGUCGAUAAUGAAGGAGCGAAGAAGAGUCAGAAGCGUCGGAACAGCUCAGAUAUUUCGCAGAACGCAUCGACUUCGAUAACGCCGCAACCCGAUGAGACAGAGAACGCGUCCGGGAAAGCUAACAGCUUCGAAUAUUUUCCAGGUCACACUUACGCGAACGUAUCGAAGGAGAAAGAUGAUCACGUUUCCUCGGAUACAGGCAGAUCGAAUUCGACAUUGCCAAACAGCAGUUCCAGUGUUAAUGAAAAACUCUGGGGAGAUUCGGACAGCUUGGUCCGAGAUCUCGAGAGAAGCGUGAACAUUUUGAAAAGUCUCGUUGACGCCAAUAAAUGCGACAAGCAAGUUAAGAAACGACUGAUACAGCAUGUAAUCAAACGUCUCGUGACUGCGAAAUACACAGACGAUAAAAUCGAACAUAAUUUAGAAGAUAAUGUUCCUUGGAAUCCAGACGAUGCCAGGAACAAGGUUUACAGAGCUGAGUUGCUUCAGGCUUUAACGAACAAGCACAGCACCACCGACUCGUCGGAAGAAUGGAACUCGCGUAAGAAAGACACGUCCGCCCAAAAAUCCGUGGGAACCAGCGACGUCAUAAAGGAAGUGACCUUGGGAAGCAGCAACAGCGAUAAAUUCGAUCGAAACACAGACAGAACGGAAAUGGACGGUAGAAAGGCGCGAUUAGGACUGAGAACGGACGACUGUCAGCAGAGCAGCAACACACUUACGGAUCCUGAUAAAAGCGAGAGCUCCGAGUGCUUUGUACCUCAACGUAAUCACAAGAACCCUAAAGUAAACGACAUAUUUUGUUUCAAAGAUACUUGCAAAUUGCCGCACAGAGAAUCAACCACAACGAACAGUAUACCUCCGGAUCACAAUAGAAUUUUAUUGGACGCUGUCGUGAACAACAGAAGAACGCCUGUCGAGUCUAACAAUAAUACGGACAACAAUACCGAUUGGCGAUUACCGACCACGUCGUCGGAGAGGCAAUUUGAGUUAAAGAAGUGUAGUAUGUCCGAGUCCGGUGAUUCGAAACUCGUUAAUUAUGCCGAGAUGGAGAAGAGAAAUCAACUGAUUUGGAUCACAAAUGAGAUCAGUCAUCUUUGUAACUUGAAGAAAUUAUUAGAACAGCCCAGACGAUUGGAAAGACCGAAAACUUCGCCGAGAAAAACAAAAUCAGCAAAUAUCAAAUCGAAGCAAACGGCGAUACUUCGGCGGGAACAAUACGCAGAUGCUACGACUAGGAGCACAUCCGAUCUGCGAGAAGAUUCUGUAAACGAUCUGUGGUCGUCUCACUGUAACUUGGCAACGUGCGAAGCUGCGAGCAGCAACAUAAUUCAGAGGGUAAUGAAGCGUAAUAGUUGCACACAAACAGCCGCGAGCGCAGCUGUUGCUUAUUCGAAAACCGGAGGAGAGAUUGUAUCUGCGUCCAAAAUGCGGAACAUCGCAACGAAGCACGUCGAUGUCGGCGUGCAAACAAUACCUCCUCCUCGGGAAACAUCAUCGUCGACGCCGGUAGAAUCGGACACGUGCAACGCAAAAUACGCGAAUGUUCACGAAUCGUGCGCGCAUCAUCAGUCUAACGCCAAAUGCAAAGAUCAAUCGUGCCAAACGCAUACUACUCGCGUUGUGCAAUGCUCGCGAUGUAAUCAGAAUUCGUCUGACACGAUCAAAUCGCGAAAGGACUUCGAGGAAGACGCGUCGAUUGUCACAACGCAACAGACGCAACAAACGCAAACGAAUUACGCGAGCGACAAUAGCGCGACGGAACAACUCACUUUGCGUCGCACGCCUCAAACAAACGGCAUACAACAGAAACAAAAAGAAACGAAGAAUCAGAUAAAUGUUUCAAAGUCAAAAUGUAGCUGCACUCAUGACGUUUACGCGUCUGUUAGCGAUAAUAAAUAUAGCUCGAACAUCGCUGAAACCAAACGGGCUGAACAUUACAAACCAUCAACGACAUGCCGAUUGUGUUCUAAGCCGAAGUCCGGUGUGGAUGUUAAUAAUACUAAUACUGUUUAUAUAUGCAAUGUGUGUCAAACAAAUUCCACCUGCACGCACGAAGACACAUCGAGGAACGGUCAGGCACGCGCUCGCGCGUUGUGUGAACACAACGAUGUUCCUGUUAACGGUGCGGAUAGAAGAGUUAUUAUUGACAAAUCUCGACAGAACGGUAACGCGGAAAAUCAGAGCAAACGUACAACGGCGAAGUACAACGAACAAUUUGACGCUGGAAAAAUUUGCGAUUGCGCGAGCGAUUGUGCUGUGUGUCGCACUCCGAAAAUCACGGAAGCGUUAUGCGAAUGUCGUUCGAAAAUAGCGGAGCAUCAAUUGCAAAUUUAUUCCGAUGGGUCGCAAGACAGCGACACGGUUCAACAACGUAGAGUACAAAGUAGGUUAAAAUGCGAUUGUGAUGAGGCUUGCUCCUGUAGUAGUGGUAAUCAAGCAAAGAAUGUUGUCAAAGAGAAAGUAUGCAGAAGUUUAUCAAAUCCAAAUUUUGUGAACGAUAUCGAUAUUAAUGAGACCGACAGAAAUUGCAAGCAUUGUCGCGUGUGCGGUGCAAUGUAUCAGAAUACGAAAAAAUGCAGCUGCCGUCAAACUUAUCCCAAAGCUGUGGCUUAUGAAUUAUCGUUCGCAAAAAAAGGUACUUCAAGGAGUGAAACCUCCAACGUUGUUCAAUUAACGCCAAACGUUUCCAAGCAACCGUUGAAAACGGUAAAAUCCGAGGCUUGUCUUUGCGAUAUAAAACGUAACAACAAAAAUGUUCGUCAAAAGAGUACAUUGCAGGAUUAUUUAUCAAGAAACAAUCCCGAGUUCGUCGGCAAUGCGGAAACACGCCGGCAAUAUUUGUCAGAAAUAUGCCAGUUACGAGAGUUAAGAAAAGAAAAACGAAUACAGUUGAUGGCAAUGGCCAGUACGUCAAAUAUUAUUAAAACUUCGCCAAUACGGAAACCAACAGUUUCCUUACAGCGUAAGAUCACCGAUGAAGAAAUGAAAGAACGCUUACGUAGACGAUAUUUGCGGCUAAAUGAAGUUCGAGCUAAGAGACGGCAACAGGAACGGCAAGAAGAAACACGUCGAAACAAGCUUAUGGCAAAAAUCUUUUGCAAGAGAUUGCAGCAAAAAGUUUUACGGGGCCAAGUAGACUUGUCCCAAAGCAUUAGCGUUAUAUCCAACUUGUAGAAUUGUUAGCAUCUUUUUGUGUGCCUUUCCAAUCGUAAAUGUUCACCACACAAGAACUAUUUUGUGAAUUUUGUUAUUACGAUGAGGUUUUCUGUCUGCAUCUGGGAACAGAAAGUAAGCAAGUUUUAACAAAGUCCAAGAGAUGGUUCUUGAUGCGUUACCUGAAGUUUUGUAAGAAAAUCUAUUUUUAGACAAGCGAUAGAAGAGUCUUAAACUGUUUCAUUUCUUUCAACGAAACAUACAUAUGCGUUCUAUACUUCAAUUGUAUUAUCUCAGGUAGGUGCAUUGAAAUUUCAUUACGAUAUGUAGUGUGUGUGUGCGUGUGUGUUCUUCGGGAAAAUUGCAUACAUUAGUCUCGAAUUUAUUAAUCUAUCAGAUAAUAAAUUUGAGCCUGUGCUGUAAAAUUACACACACGUAACUUUUUCUCAUUAACUUUAUCUCUGAAAGUGCAAAAUAUAUAUAUAACAUGACACUAAAUAGUACAAAAAUAUAUUGAAUCUCUUUUUAUAUAUACGCGCGAUUUAUAUGUUUUAUAUAUAUAUAUAAUAGUAGGAAAGUGGCGAAUUCGAGGCAAUAACUAGAUCUUCGUGUCAACAAACUUCUUUAUUUCAAAAACUUUGACAAAUGUUUCGACCUUAAUUUGGGUCUUCUUUAGUGUACUUCCUGUAAGUGUCAAACUUUGUAAUUUGGGAUACGCGUUAUCAACCCCUUGCGUAAGAUUGUUUAAUAUAAUUUAUAAUUAUUAUAUGUGUAAUUAUUAUAUGUAGUACACCGAAGAUCUGUUUAUUGCCUCGAAUUGGUCACUUUCCUACUAUUAUAAGUUUUCACGAGGAAGAAUA
This is a messenger RNA of Pseudomyrmex gracilis, 5968 nucleotides long. RefSeq lists its product as uncharacterized. NCBI's taxonomy places the organism in Eukaryota, Metazoa, Arthropoda, Insecta, Hymenoptera, Formicidae. Bases 417 to 5129 code for a protein of 1570 amino acids. The record is from RefSeq and is a predicted model, not a curated record. The transcript is spliced from 5 exons.